AUAAUAAUUAAGAUUUUCCAAAAUGGAGGAAGAAAUGUAUGAUGAAUUUGGAAACCUUAUUAAAAAGGAAGAUCAAGAAGGAGACCAAAUCAUGGGCAAGGAAUGGGUAGACCAGAUGAAUCAGCUUAACAUAGAGGGUUCCUUAGAUCGAUCUGAUAAUGAAGCUGAAGGUGAUAACGAAGAGCCCAAAGUUGAAGAAGAACAGCUUCAUGAAUCUCUUGUUCAAUACCAAGAUGUAAAUGAUGAUCCGAAUGAAAAUGCGAUAGUUUUGCAUGAAGAUAAGCAAUAUUAUCCAGAAGCAGAAGAAGUAUAUGGAAACGCAGAAACAUUGGUACAAGAAGAGGAUGCGAUCCCAAUCACAACACCUAUUAUUGCCCCAGUCAGGAAAUAUGAUUUUGAUGCACAAGAAAAAGAGAUUCCAAAAACAACAUUCAACUUUGAGUUUUUAGGAAAUCUUUCAAGCAAGCCAGAUAGAAUCAGGAAUCUUGCUGUUUGUGGGCAUUUACAUCACGGAAAAACUCUAUUCAUGGAUAUGUUUGUUCAAGAAACUCACACCAAAUCUUGGGAUCCAGCUGUAGAACAUAAGUACACUGAUACUAGAAAAGAUGAGAAAGAGAGAAUGCUCUCAAUCAAGAGCAUGCCAAUGUCGUUCAUUAUUCAAGACUCUAGAGAUAAAUCUUAUCUUGUCAACCUUGUUGACACUCCCGGUCAUCCUAAUUUUGUAGAUGAAGUUGCUACAUCUCUAAGAAUUGCAGACGGUGUCCUUCUAGUAGUUGAUGUAAUUGAAGGUGUCACUCUUCACUGCCAAAAUAUUAUCAAGCAUGCUCUUGAAGAAGAAUUGCCAAUCAUUUUGGUGAUCAAUAAGUUAGACAGACUUGUGCUAGAGCUAAAAUUACCACCAUCAGAUGCUUAUUUGAAAAUAAAGAGAACGAUUGAGAAAGUUAAUUAUGCUAUCAAAACAUAUGAUUUUAAGCAGUGAAUGUCUGGACAACUCUCUCCAGUCCUUGGAAAUGUUAUAUUCGCAUCUUCUCUCUACUCAUGUGCCUUUACACUGAAAUCAUUUGCUGCUCUUCAUCUGAAUCUGACAUCAGAAGGGAGAUCAAAGGUUGAUCCUGAGCAGUUCAGUAAGUUCCUCUGGGGAGAUAUCUGGUUUAAUGAAGAGACUAGAAAAUUUGCCAAAAAGCCAGCAGACAGAGACUCAGAGAGAUCCUUUGUCAGCUUCCUUCUUGAACCAUUCUACAAGCUAGUAGGCUACACAGUAGCUGAAGAGAAAGAUAAGCUGCAGCCCUUAUUAAAUCAGCUCAAAAUUUAUCUUAAAAAGAAGGAAUUUAACAUGGAUGUAAAGCCUCUUCUAAAAAGAGUGUUAUCCAAAAGGUUUGGAAAACUUAGUUGUAUUAUGGACUCAAUUGCUUAUUAUAUCCCAAGUGCUAAGGAGAACACACCAAAUAAGAUCAGGAGGCACUAUUUAGGAGAUUCCACCUCUGAAUUAUCUCAAAAAUACUCACUUUGUUCAUCAAAGCAGCCUUUGCUAAUAAAUAUAGUGAAGCUAUACCACAAGCCGGAUAGGUCUUCCUUUGAUGCAUUUGGAAGAAUUUUCUCUGGAAGUAUCAAAGCUGGGGACACAGUAAAAGUCAUCCUUGAUGACUUUGAUCCUGAUAGAGAAGAUAGCAGGACAUAUGUACAUGAAGUCAAGACUGUAAAUAUUUACCAAUCCAGAUACAAAAUUAGCACAAAUCUUGCCUGUGCAGGUUCUUGGGUAUUGAUUGAAGGUGUUAGUGAUGCGAUCAAGAGGACAGCUACCUUAGUCGAUGCAAAAGAAGGCUCAUCAGAGACUUCUUUACCUAUGCAGCCUAUUCAAUUCAGAACUGAAGCUGUUGUAAAAAUUGCCUGUGAAUCGUGUAUCCCUUCAGAGCAUCCUAAAAUGCAAGAAGCCCUUUCUAAAAUCAGCAAGAGUUACCCCUUAGCUGAAAUAAAAACUGAAGAUUCUGGAGAGCACUUAAUCCUUGGAACUGGCGAACUUUACCUUGAUUGUGCUCUUCACGAUCUUAGGAAUAUUUACAGUGAAAUUGAAGUAAAAGUAAGUGAUCCUAGCGUGAGAUUUUGAGAAACUGUUGUGAGCACAAGUUCUAUAAUUUCAACCUGUGAAAGCUCAAAUAAGCUCAACAGCAUUCAAAUGAUAGCUGAAACUCUCGAUGAUGGCCUCGCUGAGGAUAUUGAAACUAAGAAAUUAGACAUUACUUGGCCUGAAGCUGAUAAAAGAAAUUUCUUGGUAAAGGAGUAUGAGUGGGAUGAACUCACAGCCAGCUCUCUGUGGGCCUUUGGACCUGAAGUUAAUGGACCAAAUAUAUUGGUAGAUUAUACUCUUGAAGAUGAAGUUGAUAAAUCAUUGCUAAAUUCCACAAGAAAUAGUAUCGUUAAUGGAUUUAAAUGGGCUACAAGCGGAGGACCACUCUGAGAAGAGCCUGUAAGAGGAUGUAAAUUCAAAAUUUUAAAUGCUCAAUUUGCAAGUGAACCAGUCCAAAGAGGAGGCGGGAGCAUUAUUCCUAUCGCAAGAAAUGUGGUACAUAGUUCUUUCCUUACUGCAACCCCAAGACUCUUAGAACCACUUUACAUCGCAGAAGUCACUUGUCCAGAAGAUUGUAUUGAGCAUAUUUAUAAUAUUCUUCUCAGAAGAAGAGCACAUGUUGUCCACCAAGAACCUCUAGAAGGGUCGCCUCUGCAUUACUUACAUAUCGAGAUUCCAGCAAUUGAGAUCUUUGGAUUUGAAACUGAUUUAAGAACACAUACCGUUGGCCAAGCUAUGGUCUUAAGCCACUUCAACAAAUGGGCUCUUGCCCCAGGAGAUCCUCUUGACAGAUCAAUUCAAAUUAAGGUGCUUGAACCAAGCGAAGUCAGCUCUCUCGCUAGAGAAUUCAUGAUCAAGACCAGAAGAAGGAAAGGAAUGGUUGAUGAUGUCAACGUACCAAAAUUCUUCGAGCACGAAGAAACAAAUGCAAUGGCAAGACAAGACAGAGAUCUGCAGGAUUACUUUAUCAACUAAAUCUCAAUAUCCAUAAUCACCCAU
This is a messenger RNA of Moneuplotes crassus, 3064 nucleotides long. The record is from the annotation of a GenBank genome assembly. Lineage: Eukaryota; Ciliophora; Spirotrichea; Euplotida; Euplotidae.